This is a messenger RNA of Lathyrus oleraceus (garden pea), 2940 nucleotides long. RefSeq names its product probable galacturonosyltransferase 14. The record is from RefSeq and is a predicted model, not a curated record. NCBI's taxonomy places the organism in Eukaryota, Viridiplantae, Streptophyta, Magnoliopsida, Fabales, Fabaceae. The coding region runs from base 650 to 2251 and encodes 533 amino acids. The transcript is spliced from 6 exons. Gene Ontology annotation, molecular function: polygalacturonate 4-alpha-galacturonosyltransferase activity.
AUACAAAGUUAAAAAAAUUAUUUAAUCAACUAAAAUCAACUACCAUUCUCCCAUAAUGCUAUCCACACAUAAUCCUUAAAAAUUUGUCCAUAAACAUAGGACACCUCCCUAAAAUUAAGGUCAAACAUUCAACCCCACGUUUCACUCACCUCUCUCUAACCCAACACAAUUUUGACUCACAAUAGUUUUUCAUAAUUUUUUUUCUUUCCUUUUUUCAUUUUCAUAUUUUCCGGAAAUAGAAAAAUAGUUAUCUCUCCCUCUCUCUCACUUUCUCUCUCUUUCUUUCUCCCUCCCUCUCUCUUCUUUGAUCCAUGGAGGUGGAAGAAGAACUCCAUCAAAACCCAGAAGAAAGUUGAUUCCUUUCACCUAGAUUCGAUAACCCAUUUGGCUAAAAACUUCAAUGCGGUCUUUGAAAAGACCAAAUAAAAAUUCAGAUUCAAAGGGUCAUCAUCAUCAUCAUCAUAGAGGGUGUGGAUCUGAUGGUGGGUUUCGUGAAGCAAUGUCAAAAAGAAAUUAAUGUUGUUGUUGUUGAUAAUGAUGUUUCAUGUGUAAUAACAAGUAAAGUGUUGUCGUUUAUUGUUGCUGUUACUGUUGUUGUUGUUGUUGUCGGUGGCAACGACUUAGUGGUGCUUUUGCAUCAUAAACGACGAUGCAGCUUCAUUUCUCGCCUAGCAUGAGAAGCAUCACGAUAUCAAGCAACAAUGGGUUUAUUGACUUGAUGAAGAUCAAAGUCGCAGCUUGUCACAUUUCUUAUCGAACCCUUUUUCAUACCAUACUCGUCCUUGCUUUUUUGUUGCCAUUUGUCUUCAUUCUCACUGCUGUUGUUACCCUUGAAGGUGUCAACAAGUGUUCUUCAUUGGAUUGUUUAGGUAGACGGUUAGGACCAAGGCUACUUGGCAGGGCUGACAAUUCAGCGAGAUUAGUUAAAGAUUUUUACAACAUACUGAACGAAGUCAAGACCGGGGAAAUUCCAUCUAGUUUAAAGCUGCCCGAUUCAUUUGAUCAAAUGGUUUCUUCUAUGAAGGAUAAUCAAUAUGAUGCGAAAACAUUCGCUUUAAUGUUAAAGGGAAUGAUGCAGAAAUUUGAGAAAGAAGUCAGAGAAUCUAAAUUUGCAGAGCUGAUGAAUAAACACUUUGCAGCUAGUUCUAUCCCUAAAGGGAUUAAUUGUCUCUCUUUGCGUUUAACCGAUGAAUACUCGUCGAAUGCGCAUGCACGCAAACAAUUGCCUCCGCCAGAGUUACUACCUAUGCUCUCCGACAACUCAUACCACCAUUUUAUUUUGUCAACCGAUAACAUCUUGGCUGCUUCAGUAGUUGUUGCCUCUACUGUUCAGUCAUCUCAGAGACCUGAAAAGAUAGUCUUCCAUGUCAUCACCGACAAAAAAACUUACGCCGGUAUGCACUCGUGGUUUGCACUAAAUCCUCCCUCACCUGCUAUAGUUGAAGUCAAAGGCCUUCACCAGUUUGACUGGUUAACUAGAGAAAAUGUUCCGGUACUUGAAGCCGUAGAAAGCCAAAAUGGAAUUAGGGAUUACUAUCAUGGGAAUCAUCUCUUGGGAGCCAAUCUCAGUGAUACCAAUCCACAUAAAUUCGCGUCAAAAUUGCAGUCGAGAAGUCCAAAGUACAUAUCUUUACUCAACCAUAUCCGCAUAUACAUACCCGAGCUUUUUCCGAACCUUGAAAAGGUAGUUUUUUUGGAUGACGAUGUUGUGGUUCAGCGGGAUUUGUCUCCGCUUUGGGAAAUUGAUAUGAAUGGAAAAGUUAACGGAGCUGUGGAAACGUGUAGAGGUGAAGAUGAUUGGGUAAUGUCGAAGCAUUUAAAGAACUACUUCAAUUUUUCCCAUCCCCUCAUUGCAGGGCAUUUGGAUCCUGAUGAGUGUGCUUGGGCUUACGGAAUGAAUGUCUUCGAUCUUCGUACAUGGAGAACGUCAAAUAUUAGAGAGACAUAUCAUUCCUGGCUGAAAGAGAAUCUGAGGUCAAACAUGACGAUGUGGAAGCUAGGAACCCUACCUCCAGCUUUGAUUGCGUUUAAAGGUCACGUGUAUCCAAUCGACCCUGCUUGGCACAUGCUUGGUUUAGGUUAUCAGACCAGCACCAAUGUUGAGGAUGUGAAAACGGCUGCGGUUAUUCAUUACAAUGGCCAAUCAAAACCUUGGUUAGAAAUCGGGUUUGAACAUCUUAGACCGUUUUGGAACAAGUAUGUCAAUUAUUCAAAUGAUUUUGUUAGGAACUGUAAUAUCAUGGACUUAUAGUCUAUCAACUAGAAGAAGCAGAAGCAGAAGCACGACAGUACGAACGUUACAUCAAUGGAUACUACUACGAAACGGAUGAGUAAAAAAAUACAGGUAUCAUCUAAAAUUUUUGCAGCUUGAGAUUUUCUCCGAGAAGAAUUUCAACAAGGCGGCAAGUAGAAGAAUCGGUUGAGAGGACAAAGUGAUCAGGACAUACGGUGGGUGGAUUCAAUGCCAUCCCCAACCGUUGUUUUCACAGACACGGUAUCUGUUCUGACACGGACCUGGUGUGACGUUCAGAGUCUUGUUACAUAGAAACGCGUCCUCUAAUUUUGGUUGACGAGAGAAUAUACUAUUUAUCGAUCUUUCUUUGUGGCUAGAGCAUCAAAGAUUCCCCAAUGGACAUUUAAAGGGUCACAAGCCUGUGUCAUCCAUAUAUAGUUUGGUGUUUAGAACACAAGUGCUAGGAUAGUUCAUUUUUUCUUUAUAGUUUGUUAAAUUUUUGUUAGUGGCAAUAUUUACCUUCACCUUUUUUUUUUGAUUUUGAUGUCAAGAUGAUGGUGAAAUUCUAGGUUUAGUUCAUGAGAUUGCUUGUUAUACAGGGUUCAUUGGAUUAGGAAACUGUCUUUAGGUUAUAAUAUAUUAUAGUUAUUUGUUGUGUACAAUGAUUACAAGACAUUGGAAAUGUGCAGAUAAUUCUUUUUUUCCAA